GAAGAAGAGUCCCGAGCAGGAAGUGUCUGUUUGUCAGACCCAUGUGUUUUCUUUAACUGUCUAUGGUUGCAAACAGCAACAGCUAGCUAGCUAACGCCGACAUCGCGCUAACGUUGUUUGGAAGAUUGCUGCUGUAGCCAUUCUAAAAGUGAAUUAUCUGAAUGAAAAGUGCAGUUGAUACUAACAUGGUCAAGGAAAACCGGUGGAACAUACCCCCCAAUGCUCCAGCAUGCAUGGAGAAGCAUCUAAGCUCCGCGCAAUACAGAGCAGAUGGUACCUGCUGCUCGGUGCCUCUAGCCUCAGUGGCAGGAGUUGGCAGGGAUCUGUUUGGAUCUACAGUGAUCCUAACCAGGCUCCCAAUGAGGAACUCUGCAAAGCUGGUGUGCAGACAGAGACUGGAGUCACAGAUGUAAAAUGGGUUUCCGAAAAGGGUGUUGUUGUUGCAUCAGACUCAGGUGCCCUGGAGCUCUGGGAACUGGCAGAGGAUGAACGUCUACUGGUGAAUCGCUUCACUAAACAUGAGCAUGACCACAUUGUCACCACAGUGAGCCCUGUUACUGGCGCAAAAGGGGCUGUCACUGGCAGCAUGGACUGUCGAGUUAAAGUCUGGGAUCUCAGUCAGGAGACUGCUGUUACUACCUACAAUGUGCACACACAGCCAGUCAGUUGUGUUGCUUGCAGCCCUACAGACGAGUCUCUCUUCAUCUCCUGUGGUCAAGAUGGUCGUGUGCUGAUGUGGGACAGGAGAAAGCCAAACAAACCAGCCUCAAGAAUAGAUGUAGAGCCCCCCUGCUGCUCCCCUACCACUGUAGCCUGGCACCCUCACCACAGAAGCACCAUUGCUUUUGGUGAUGAGCUGGGCAGAGUGGUCGUAAAAGAUUUCCUGGGAAAAGAGCCGGCACAGGUUGAGAACGUCCACAGCCGCAGAGUUAACGGGCUCGCCUUCUCUACACAUAGUGCUUCCUUGCUAGCCUCCAUAAGUGAUGAUUGUUCCCUAGCUGUUAUGAACUCUGAACUCCGAGAAAUACUUAGAGAUCGGCAACACCAGGAUUUUGUCAAAGGUGUGUGCUGGCUCCACAAUGGCUCCAACACUCUCACAACCGUAGGCUGGGAUCACCUUGUGCUUCACCACACGGUGAAUCCGGCUGCCGAAGCUCCCACCUCUUCCUCCUAGAUCCAACAGAUGCGCACACACCUUGAAUAGAACAUGUUUUAAGAAAACUACUUUCCCCCCUAUUUUUGAGGGGUUCCAUGUGUAUCUAAAAAGUUGCAUCGGUCAGUCAAAAAAUAUGGAUUAAUGUGUUUCGUUAUCAUUUAGUGCUCAGGAUAUGUGCCGAAUAGUUGGACUUUUGCUCUCCCAGUCUGGCCUUGGUGCAUUUCUACUUUACGAUUACGGUUCCCUCUUUCCACUUCCUUCAUACUGUGUAGCCUUGCCAUGUGAAAUUACACUUGAGGCAACCCAUGUAUUGCAAAAUUUUACAUUAAAUGUAACAUGUUGAACAUUA
This is a messenger RNA of Etheostoma spectabile (orangethroat darter), 1505 nucleotides long. RefSeq names its product WD repeat domain 77 (gene wdr77). The transcript has 10 exons. Gene Ontology annotation, biological process: oocyte axis specification. Bases 230 to 1174 code for a protein of 314 amino acids. Gene Ontology annotation, molecular function: protein binding. The record is from RefSeq and is a predicted model, not a curated record. Lineage: Eukaryota; Metazoa; Chordata; Actinopteri; Perciformes; Percidae. Gene Ontology annotation, cellular component: methylosome.